AUGCGCGACAACGAGAAUGAGAGUUUGAGCACGCGCGACGACGCCUCGAUUAUGGAGGUUGAAAUUGGCGCCACGAGCGCCGCAGGCGGCGGCGGCGACGUCGAGAUGGAAGGCGCCGGGGCCGGCGAGGAGACGCCGUACGAAAAGGGCCCCGUUGAGGACGCCGAGGCGAGCGUGAUCCAGGAGGAACCCGCGGCCGAGACGCGCCCCAGCUUCAUCGAGUACCUGGCGAGCCCCGUCGUGACGCUACUGGUCGGGCAGGAGGCGCAGACGGUGCUGACGGCGCACCAAGCGCUCCUGACCAAGAGCCCGUACUUUGAGCAGCUGUGCCAGAGCUUCAUCGAGGACGGAAGCCCGCGAUCCAUUGAGCUUCCCGAGGAAGACUACAACGCCAUGGGCAGCUUCCUCGAGUUCCUGUACACGGGCGAGUACUUUCCCCGCAAGGUGCCUGGACAGCGCGUGCUCGAGCACGACCCGACGGCGCCGGGCAUUGACGACAACGGCGACCACCUGCUGCGCCACGCGCGCAUCUACACAAUCGCCGACAAGUUUGGCAUGGAGCUGCUCAAGAAGCUGGCCUCUUCCAAGAUCCACUGCAUCAAUUCGACCGCCCGCGGCGAGCUCGCCUACGCCCGCUACGUCUACGCCCACACCGCGCCCGACGACGCCGCAGUCCGCGCGCCCAUUGCCAGCUUCUGGGCCGCCCGCUCCCACGCCCUCCGUGCCGAGGCCGAGAACGAGUUUAAGAGCCUGUGCUUGGAGCACCCGCAGUUUGGUUAUGACGUGCUGACCCGUGUUUUGGAUGAUAAGCUCAAGCGAGAGCGAAACGAAAAGAUGCACCCCGCUACAACUAGCAGCGGCCGCAAGCGCUCACGCCUCAGCCAAAGCUCCCAUUAA
Molecule: messenger RNA, 897 nt
Organism: Beauveria bassiana ARSEF 2860
Lineage: Eukaryota; Fungi; Ascomycota; Sordariomycetes; Hypocreales; Cordycipitaceae
Product: BTB/POZ domain protein
Exons: 3
Coding region: 1-897 (298 amino acids)
Molecular function (GO): protein binding
Source: RefSeq, a predicted model, not a curated record